AUGUUUGGUGAAUCUAAUGGAAAGGGAGAUUUGGGCUAUAAUGGCUUUCCAAUAUCGUUGAAUUACUUUACGGCACUUCCAGAUCCAUCGCUAAUGCAAGAUGCUAAUGCUACCAUAAUCUUUAAGUCUUUGCUGAAAAAAGAUGCAAUUACUAAGGAAAAAUCGUUAAACGACUUACUACAAUAUAUAGAUAGCAGCAAUAAAACUUCUGUAGAUGACAACUUUUUAAUGGCAUGGUUGCAAAUAUAUCCAAAAUUGGCCAUAGACAAUGCAAGAAAUGUUAGAAUAUUAUCACAUCAAGUGGAAGCAAAAUUGCUUGACACUUUAGGUGGAAAAGCUUUCAGUAAAUACUUGAAAAGCUCAAUUCCUAUUUGGUUGUUAGGAACUUUUGACAGCGAUAAUUUGGUUUCCACCACUACAUAUAAGGCAUUGUUACAGAGCUUCCAAGGAGAUACUGAUAGAGUAGAAAAAGUAUGGACUCUUUUCAAUGACUCUAUCUUAAACUUCGUAGAAAUCGCAAUCAAAUUAGAGACCCACGAGAGUUUGUCAGAUACAAGGUACACGAAGGAAGAUGACUCUGUGGCGAAAUAUGAUAGAGUGUUGAACGGCUGCUUGACAAUGCUAACCAAGAUGAUUGGUAUAUAUAAGGUAAAUGAUUCGGAAGAGAAAUAUGUAGACCAGAUUCUUCAGAUUGAAGAUUUGAUAGGCAGUGAACAACUUUGGGAUCGAUUUGCCACAUGUCUUGAAAGUAAAACUUUAAACUUGGCAUUAUUUAAAACUUUACUUAUAGUAGUCAAAGUUGUAUUCCUGUCAGAAGCUAUUACGAAACACUUCCUGAACGUAAAGCUGCUAUACAAGUUGAUAUCCAAGAAGUUUCUCAAGCACAUUAAAUUCAAAUCGGCUAAGACUAGUACUGGCGGUGUUGUGUACUCAGGAAUAAUUUUACAAUUUUGGGAUACUCUCAUAACUUUGACAAAAUUCCCACAAGUAGCUGAACUUUCAGGUAAUAAAAUAAAGAAAAACUUCUGGGAAUUGGGGUCCAGUGAUGACAAGAGUCAAGAAAGAUUUAUGAAUUAUCUUAAGUUAGGUCACUGUCAACUGAGCCCAACGUAUUACAAUAUCGUGGGUCAGUUGAUUUUAAUCUUAUCUUCUACUGAUUCUUGUAAAUUUUUACUUACUAAACCCAAGGAGAUACUACAAAUUCUUAAUGUAUAUACUAAUGCAACUUUGCCUGGAUUUAGGGAGAAGAGCUUGAUUUGUGAAUUGAAAGUAUUCACAGCAUUGCAAGAAGAAUUGACUGAAAAGCUGAUUGAAGUACUAAGAGAGAUCAUAUUUCAAGUUAUUGAUUCUGUACCUUAUCGGGGCCGUGGAUCAGAUACCUCCAUGGCGUUAAGCAAAGUAUUGGCUAACUUCUUGGCCCAGGAACGCGAUGACCUGGAGUCGAUCUUGCAACCAAUUAAUGACGUUUUCGUGGAUUUGGCACUUGAAAGAAAAGAAGAUAAACCAUUAUACAUAUUCACAAGUGCAUCAUAUUUGGAUAGCUACAUUCACAUUCUCGAAUCCGUUCCAUUACCUAACGUUUUGAAUUCAUUGACUAGCCGAGUAGUCAAUGGACUUACCGAGUCACCUGAGCUUUUACGCCCAACCAUGGCCUUCACUAUCCUCUCAAAAACUAUGCCAGUUCUGUCUUGCGCUGAAGAUGAAUCUAACUUCAUAGAAACUAUUCCUUCUUACUUGGAGUCAGACUUCGUUGAGCCUCCGUUAAUUUUAUUCUCAAGAUUAAUUGAUAGAUGUUCAUCUGACACUAUCAAUGACUUGUUCAUAAAGUUGACUAUGUGUGCUGAAUCAAAAAUACCAUUUUUUCUUGAUCUUAUCAAGGACACUGUUGAUUUAAACUCAUUCCCGGAAAUUAUGGAAUAUAUUAACAGUCUUUCUUUGAAAAAGGGCGAACUUUCCAAGGAAGAACAAAGAAUUGUUUUCAAAUACCUUGAGAAUGAUUCAACGUUGUUUGACAAUUUAUUUUCUCGUGCAACUAAAUCAAAGCAAGAUGGAGUUAAGUUUCUUGAAGCAUUGGUCAAAAAGAAUAGCAGUGAAAUCGUAGACCUUGACCGUGAAGUCUUAUAUUCAAUUUGCUGGAGAAACGUUUCUUCUACAGCUGCAAAAGAAAUUUUGCUUGGAUUUGAUAUAGAAACUGAAUUCGUUCGCCGUUCUUUGCUUGAAGAUAUCACUUCUAAAGGUAACGAUCAUUCUCAUUUUUCUUCUGUUGCUGAAUUUGUUGGAAAUGGAUCCGAAAAUUUCACUAGGUUCUUUCCAUAUCAGCAUAUAUUGGAUAUUGUAGGUGAUCUGCUGUCUCAUAAUACGGACCUUCUUUCCAUUGCAAAUCCGUUGGAACAGAAUAUAUAUUUGACUGGCGAAAAAGAAUUGCAGGUUCUGGAUAUUGCAAAGUUUAUUUUAGUUGGUAAAUUUUUGCUUUCUGUGUCUGAAAGUAUUUCUCAUGACGAUCUUACCAUCUGCGCUGGAUUGAUUUCGGAAUACUUAUCUGAUCACAUCUUUUUAAGUUCAAUUAAAGAUGAUGUUCAUGACGACCUUAUUCAAGUUCAGAUGAAAUUGCUGAAAUUGUUUGCUGAGAGAUCAAAAACAAGUUCAUUGGAAAUAUUCGACAUAGUAAAGAAUGGAGGCAGUGGAUUGGUUUUUAAAAUAAACGAUCAAACUACAUCCAUUUAUUUUGCACGUCUAUUCAAAAGAAUUCUUAGUAAUGCUAUUGAAUCUUCAUCCAUAGCAGAUUUCGAGAUUGCAUUCUCUCCUAUCGAAGCCGAUUUAACGAAAAUGGCAUCAUCUUCUCCGCUAAAAUUGGCUGUUAUCUUAUUAUCUUGCUCAAAGUUCUUCCAGUUGACAAAAAAAUUUGAUAGAAUUAGAAACUUUUUGUUGGCUGAGAUCCUUGGUGUCAGAGAUGAAAGUAAAAUUUUAGCUGAUGGGUUAAAAUGGUUGUCAUUAAGUAUUAACUUCCUAAAUGUGGAUUCAGAUGGGGAAGCAGAUGAGCUAUUACCACCGCAUAGACUUGGAAUGAUUAUAAAUACAUUUUCUAACUGGCUCGAUUCAUCAUUAUCUUAUGAUGAAGCUUUUAUUCCUAUCAGAGCAUUGUUGUCUAGGUUCUUAGCAGGAUAUUUAAGUAAAUUUGGCGAUUUACAAAGUACACCUGAAAAACUCUUUGAAUUAGCUGUCCAACUAUUGGAAGACAACUUAUCUAUUAUUUCCACAGAACCAAGACAUUUGGAACUUAGAUACUUUACUUUUAAAUUGCUAAUUGUCGUUAACAGCAAGAGGGAGCUAUUUUUGGAAUUAUGGAAAGAACAUGAACAACUGAUUAGUGAAGGACUUUUAGAGAUUUUGUUCAGUGAGGAGAUUAACGCAAUUGAUACAGUCCUUUGUAAUCAACCUGUGACUUUAUGCCAUGAAAUUCUACUGAGAAUAUUCGAUCAUUACCCAAUAUCUUACAAAAUUACCAGCGCUAAGUUAGACCAAUUGUACGGGCUCAUCAAGUCUGACUUUAUUGAUAUUCAGAGAAUUGGAGUGAAGCUACUCAAGGAGCAAAUUCUUGUGAGUCAACAAGAAUUCGUGGUCGAAUAUGAACUUCAAAAACUGAAGAUAAAGGAUGAAAAUGAGGAUGAUGUCGAGAAAUACGACGCCAAGCUACCCGGAACUCUUCUUGCUUUAAUUAAUACAAAAUUUGAAGAUUAUAUUGAAUUUGAAGAUCCAAGUAAAGUUUCUCGGUAUCUUUGGUCUUGGUCUUUAAUUUUUAACUAUUUUGAGGACAUCACAUAUUCCAUAAGGAAUUCAUAUACCGAUGUGUUGAAGAAAUCCUCCUAUAUCGAAUCACUUUUAGAUUUUAUUUUUCAACAGGUGGACGUUAAUGACGAAAAGAUUCUUUCCAAAUUGGGCGAUAUAGAUUUGACAGAUAACCUGACCCAUUUCUUCAGUUCUGAAUCUUUCAUAACUGAGAUGAAAUUAACUUUGAUACACUUAUACUAUCUAUCUUUGGAACAUUUCGGAUCGGAAUGUUCCAUGUGGUACAAUAGUAUAAGAGAUCGUCAGUUGAAGCUUAAAAUUGAAAAGUUUACUACUAAGCAUAUAUCUCCUUUAUUAACUUCGCAAAUCCUUAACGAAGUAUCAAAGUCAAUUGACAAGCUUGGUUCUGAGUUAAUGACAUUGAAAGUAAAUAAAACUACGAAUGAAAUAAAAUCCAUAUAUGCAAUUGAUGAUCAAACAAUGGAAAUGGUGGUCAAGAUUCCACAGUUAUAUCCCUUAAGUAAGGUUUCGGUGGAGGGACCAUUAAGACUAGGCGUGAAAGAAAACCAGUGGAAAGCUUGGUUAUUGGCUUCUCAAAGGGUAAUUUCCUUGACAAAUGGGUCAAUUAUCGAGGCUAUUGAACUUUUUAAUAAGAAUGUAAAUUAUCAUUUCUCUGGCUUUGAGGAUUGUGCAAUUUGUUAUUCUAUUUUACAUCAGGAUCAUUCAUUACCAUCUAAAACUUGUCCAGUGUGCAACAAUAAGUUCCACGCAGCAUGUCUCUAUAAGUGGUUUAAGAGUUCAGGAAGUAGUACAUGUCCUUUGUGCCGUUCUACGUUUAAUUUUACAAGAAGAUCAUAA
Molecule: messenger RNA, 4644 nt
Organism: Dujonia railenensis
Lineage: Eukaryota; Fungi; Ascomycota; Pichiomycetes; Serinales; Debaryomycetaceae
Source: the annotation of a GenBank genome assembly